This is a messenger RNA of Centruroides sculpturatus (bark scorpion), 1740 nucleotides long. RefSeq lists its product as uncharacterized. Bases 139 to 1224 code for a protein of 361 amino acids. The transcript is spliced from 2 exons. The record is from RefSeq and is a predicted model, not a curated record. NCBI's taxonomy places the organism in Eukaryota, Metazoa, Arthropoda, Arachnida, Scorpiones, Buthidae.
CUUUUUUCGUUUUUAACCCAGAUAUUGCUUUCAUCUUUUUAAAAGACUAUUUCUAAUUACCGAGAUGAUUACAAUCUCGUAGAUUCUUCGAAUUAUGUGGAGGAAAGUGUAGAAGGGAAUAGAAGCGUGCUUACGAAAAUGGCUAGUAAAUUGAAUGAUGUUCCGGGUCAGAAUUCCGCGGAAGAAAAAACGGAAAAUCGAUUGCCAUUAACGAUUGAAGAUAGUGGAAUCAUGAAUAUAAGAAGAAAGACCUCUGCUAUGAUAUUUUAUAUCACUGUUAAGAAUAAAGCCCGACAUCCUGUUAAAGUAACAGUAGAAAGUGAAGGAUGCUGCCUAAAAUUAGAAGAUGAAGUCGAUUGUGAAUCUAUGGAAUUAAUUGGUGGAGAGAUUAAAGAAUUAUACCCCAUGAAUAUCGAAAACUUAACUCUUAUAUACCCCAAUUUAUAUUUUCAUGAUCGGAAUGGUAAAUGUAGAAUUUUAGUUUCUGCUGAAGAUGUUAAAAUUCAUACAAUUAUAGAAUUUAACACAAUGCUAAGGAAAAAUAUACCUAUACCUUGUUUUUUAGAAGAUUAUCUUACGGAUAAAGAAAUAAAACAAUGUUCGAGUAUUGAUGAAGAUGCACUUGAUGAUUGCAAACCAGUUUCGUGUUUUAUAAAAUAUAAUGGAAAACGAAACUUCUUUAAUCAUACAUCUCGUCGUUGCGAAAAAGUAUUCGAAUGUAAUUUAGAAAAUAACGAUAAAGAUUUGCCAACAGUUGUAUACGUCCCAGUGAGUAAUAGAUGUAGAAAAUUAGGCACGCCAUUAUCGAAGGAAGAUUUGAAUCAGUUUAAAACCGGACAUAGUAGUGAACCUUUAUAUGGAGUUCACGGUUAUCCAUUAAAUGUUCAAUGCCAUAAUGGUGAUCCGACUUAUACAGAUGGAUGGUGUAAAUGUCAUUCUGGAUGGUCCAGUGCUCCUUUUGACUAUGCAACUUUCAAUCCGGAUAUUAUGGUUUAUCAUAUGUGCACAAUAUGGACAGGUACGGGACAUAUGUUCUCGGAAAUCUAUAGAUAUAGUGCCAAUACUAUUAUCAUAAUUUUGUUAUCUACAGUUUUGAUAAUCAUUUUUAUAAUAUACGUAAUAAUAUUUUCCAAGAAAAUUAAAAGGAAAAUUAAAACAAUAAAAAAUCGAAUGAGUAAUACAAAUACAGAGAUAAAUUAUAAACGUUUACAGGAAAAAUUAUAAAUUUAAAAAAAUCAACGUCUAUAUUUACAAACAUAUACAUAUAUUUUUCUUUUAUAAUAAGUGUAUUUGAUGUUUUAAAGAAUUAAAAUAAAGAUAAAAUGGAAGAAACAACAAUUUUUUCAUUAAUUUUAAAAGAACAAAGCUGUAAUUUUCACGAAUAGCGUGAUUCUAACGAUUGAAAUUGCACGCGUGAGUCUAUACAAUAAUAGAAACGUGAAUGCAUUUUUUUAUUUUCCUUUGGCAUUAUAAUUUUCCGGAUAUUCAUUCACGGUUGCGUUUCGGAAAUUCACUUGAAAAACCGUACAACGUCACCAAUUGCAAUUCUUGAGUUUUCCGCAUUAGAAUUUACAUAAUAAUAAUAAUAAAAGUUGUGUUUCUAUUAUCUAGUAAAGUUAAUUUAAUUCUGAAAAAAUAGUUUAAUUUAAAAUUAAUUUCCUUCAUAAACAAUGAAAUGGAUAUGGAUGCCAUCGAUAUCUCGUGUGUAAAGGCAAUAAUUUUCAAAUUCUAUUGUCUCUC